Messenger RNA from Rhizoctonia solani, 3336 nucleotides. Its product is annotated as Tyrosine kinase domain-containing protein. Gene Ontology annotation, cellular component: heterotrimeric G-protein complex; cytoplasm. Bases 1 to 3336 code for a protein of 1111 amino acids. The transcript has 24 exons. Gene Ontology annotation, molecular function: protein kinase activity; ATP binding; protein binding. Gene Ontology annotation, biological process: protein phosphorylation; G protein-coupled receptor signaling pathway. NCBI's taxonomy places the organism in Eukaryota, Fungi, Basidiomycota, Agaricomycetes, Cantharellales, Ceratobasidiaceae. The record is from RefSeq and is a predicted model, not a curated record.
AUGUCGAACCAAGGAGAUAUUCAGGAGCGGAUGGCCGCUGCCCGACGAGAGGCCGAACAACUCAAGGAAAAAAUCAGGGCGAGACGGGAUGCUGCUGCGGACACAAGCUUGCGAGCGAUGACCGAGGAUCUCGAGUCCUUGCCGCGGGUUGUUAUGCGCCCACGACGCACACUCAAGGGCCACUUGGCCAAGAUCUACGCCAUGCAUUGGGCUGCUGAUAAGCGCCACCUCGUCUCAGCCUCUCAGGACGGAAAACUCAUCGUCUGGGACGCGUAUACCACAAACAAGGUCCAUGCUAUUCCCCUUCGCAGUUCCUGGGUCAUGACAUGUGCCUAUUCCCCCUCGGGUAACUUUGUCGCAUGCGGAGGAUUGGAUAACAUUUGCUCGAUUUAUAAUCUGCGCAACAAGGAGGGCGGGGGAAACAAGAGCGCACGUGAACUCAGUGCCCAUUCCGGUUACUUGUCCUGCUGUCGGUUCAUCAACGACAGGCAGAUCGUUACCUCUUCCGGAGACAUGACAUGCAUGCUGUGGGACAUUGAGGCGGGAGCGCGCGUCAUGGAGUUCAACGAUCACACUGGAGACGUAAUGAGUCUUUCCCUCGGACCAAACCAGAACGUCUUUGUGUCGGGUGCAUGCGACGCAACGGCCAAAUUAUGGGACAUUCGCACUGGCAAGGCAACCCAGACGUUCACCGGCCACGAAUCAGAUAUCAACGCUGUGCAAUUCUUCCCCAACGGAGACGCAUUCGCCACCGGCUCAGACGACGCCUCUUGUCGCCUCUUUGACAUUCGCGCUGAUCGAGAACUCAACUCGUUCACUCACGAUAACAUUCUUUGCGGCAUCACCUCGGUCGCCUUUUCCAUCUCUGGCCGAGUUCUCUUUGGAGGAUACGAUGACUGGACAUGCAAUGUGUGGGACACGCUCAAGGCUUGUGCUUUAAUGGAAGACGAGGUUUCUUCAGUCGAGAAAGACCGCAUCAAAUUUGAAGCUGUACGACUUUCUAAGCGGGUGACACCAAUAAGUUUGUCGGAAUGCUUAGAGAACGGCUGGUCUUUAUCUCAGGAUAACGGAAAUCGAAGCGGUAUAUCCCAAAUGCAAUUUUUUGUUUUGGAAGACUCGGUGUUUCGAUAUCUUGAUGACCACAAACAAGCUCAACCACUUCACAAGUAUCUGACGCGCAACCCCGUACUCUGUUCGAUGCUGGCGCUGAACGUUUGGCAUUUGGACCCGAGCGGGGAUUUGGCUUUUCGUUCUGGCUAUAUCCUUACUGAAGACUAUCCCCAAAUCGAACCUUGGAAUUAUGUCCUCGUUAAACCCGUCCAUGAAGAAACUAUUAUACUCAAAGGUGACCCACUUGGUCAAUCUUACCUGACCGCCAUCUUAGCCCUUGGCUUUGUAGAUGCACAUGGUGGAUUUUAUCCCUGCUCAAUCAUCUUGAAGGGCUAUAGGAAGUUUAUUUGGAGACUUUACCGGCCCGGGUUGGGAAUGUCCGAUUUUGUACCUCAACAAGUUCCGUUAUUGGAAAGCAAAAUGUUAGAAACGGCUCCUGCGAACCUCCCUGAGACUCUGCAUCAUAUCUGGCAAUGCAUCAUAGAUUUACAGGACUCGGGCCAAGGAUCGUUAUGCAGCUGGAAAAUCGAUAUAAAGGAUCCAGUGGUGGCCUUAAAGGAAACGAUUCCCUAUGAGCAGUUUCCAAGAGGGGUAGGGCUACCUGACUCCUACAAACAAAAACAGCCUCUUGGACAUCUAUAUCCAACAACAAUCUCGCACGAUGUACUUGGAACCAUACGUCCUUUAUUUUUAUUGGGUCCCAACGCCAGCACUGAAUUAGAGUGCCCCAUACGAUCGGAUUGUGUUCUCAAAUCUUCGAGGUACGUAAGGUCACAUAUCGAUUGUUUGUCUCCCGGACUGGUCCCAGAGGAUGCCGCUAUUCUUAAAUGGAUAGGGGAAUAUACACAACUUAGCCAUCUCAAUAUAUUAUCGCCACUUGGGAUACGCCAAACGUUGGACGGAGGAUUUGGGGUGGUGCUGCAGUGCACAAAAUUACAGAGUCUACGUGAAUAUCUGAACCAAAAGUCAGACGCGGAGAGAGUCCAAUUGUCUCUACAAAUUUCGAGCGGUCUAGCUUAUUUGCAUGAAGCUGGAAUAGUACACGGAAGUCUCAGAGCGGCAAACGUGCUUGUCUCUCUUACUGGGGAUGCAAUGCUGUGUCAUCCUUACUUGUUGGGAAGCAUAGGAUCCACAGAACAGUCCAAGAAGGCUAAUGUUAGAUGGCUGGCACCUGAGAUUGUGCGGGGCGAGCCUAUGAGUCAGGCUGGAGAUUCUUACUCUUUAGGAAUGACCAUACUUGAGGUAAUAUCAGGGAUGGCUCCCUAUACAAAGACCGGCGUUGCAGAGCUCUGGGAGAUUGUAUCAACAGGAAAGCCUUCCCCAUUCCCUGAGAGGCCUAUGGACGUGAUUCCAAAUAACCAACACGGGAAUCGACUCUGGACGUUUUUGCAUAGUUGUUGGAAUCCCAAUCGAGCAAGCAGGCCCAAUGCAGCCUUGGCCAGCGAAUUUAUGAGACUAUUUAUACGAUACGGGCCACAAUUGCAAUCGUCGCCUUCCAAUGAGUAUAGCACUGGAUCCAAUGCAGUACAAGGAGGAUUUGGAAACAUAUUUGCUGGUAGUUUACAUGGCGGGUUGCGGGUUGCUAUUAAAACACAUCAAGUUUCGCAGAGCCUCCUAGAGGAGAACCCAAAUAUUCUCAUGGAUGUAGCUCGAGAGAUUCAUACAUGGAGCAAAUGCGACCAUCCAAACGUACUCCACUUCCUAGGACUGGCAGAGUUCCGAGGGCAGAUUGCGAUGGUAGCACCGUGGAUGGAUAAUGGCACUUUGCCACGCUACCUGAAAAACUCCCCGAGUACAGAUCGAUGUAGAUUGUGUACACAAAUAUGUGAUGGCGUUGCCUACCUACAUCAAAUCGGGAUUAUACACGGAGAUUUGAAAGGGGCGAGUACAUACGAGGGCAAUACACGAGAUGGUGUGGCUGUUGUCUGCGACUUUGGUGGAUCCCUCUUGAAAAAUCGUAGUCUGAACAUUGUUCGUCGAGAGAAAGGAACCUUGACUUAUCGGUGGGCGGCACCCGAAGUGCUGUAUGGGUCCAAUAGUGAUGAUUCAGAAAGUGCCGGGACCGCAUCUCAAUCUAAUCAAACAACGGGAGGAUGCCCGUGGAAUAGCAAGGCUUCUGAUAUAUACGCACUAGGAAUGUGGCGCGCAAAUCAAAUGCAACACGUGACCCCCCGUGCUCGCACUUGCUGCGACGGGCCGUGUAGGCCGAUUUGUACUCAAGUAUAA